Molecule: messenger RNA, 597 nt
Organism: Acytostelium subglobosum LB1
Lineage: Eukaryota; Evosea; Eumycetozoa; Acytosteliales; Acytosteliaceae
Exons: 2
Coding region: 1-597 (198 amino acids)
Biological process (GO): glutathione metabolic process
Molecular function (GO): glutathione transferase activity
Source: RefSeq, a predicted model, not a curated record
AUGACCACUGUCUACUAUUUCAACGGAAGAGGAAGAGCCGAGUGCAUCCGUGUUAUGCUCACAUACUUUGGCGUCAAGUUCACUGACACUCGUUAUGAGAUGGGCAAGUUUACUGAGGAGGAUAAGUCCAGAACUACUUUUGGUCAACUCCCACACUUUGAGGAUGCCGACGUCAAGGUCUCCCAGACAAUGGCCAUCGAGCUCUACCUCGCCACCAAGCACCACAUUGUCGGCAAGAACCCAGUCGAGACUGCCCAGAUCCACUCGAUCGUCCUGUCCACCAACGAUGUCUUCCAGGCCUACUUCACCUCGCGUGCCACCGAAGAGAGCAAGCUCAAGUUCCGCACUGAGAUGGCACCACGCUACAUCAAGGUCUGGGAGAAGUUGCUCAAGGAGAACGGAGGCAAGCACCUCUGGGGCAACACCCUCACCUGGGCCGACUUUGCCAUCUUCAACGCCAUCGACUACGUCUUCUACCUGAAGGAGGGUUCGAUCAUGGACAACUUCCCAGCCUGUGUUGCCUUCCACAAGGAGUUCCUCCAGCUCCCACAGCUCACUGCCUACUUUGCCGCCCGUUCCACCACCACUCCUUUCUAA